Molecule: messenger RNA, 183 nt
Organism: Penicillium expansum
Lineage: Eukaryota; Fungi; Ascomycota; Eurotiomycetes; Eurotiales; Aspergillaceae
Exons: 1
Coding region: 1-183 (60 amino acids)
Biological process (GO): fatty acid metabolic process
Molecular function (GO): oleate hydratase activity; FAD binding
Source: RefSeq, a predicted model, not a curated record
AUGAAUAGUAACUGGGGCUUGAGGCUUUGUCUCCCUGUCCAACCGGUGUUUGCUUACCAGUCGUACGACAUCUAUGUCUUCUGGGGCUUUGCGCUCUUUCCCGAAAAUAAUGGUGAUCUUGUCAAAAGAGCAUGCUUGUUUGUUCCCGUGCCGAAAUCAUGUCCAAGAUCCUGCAUUAUCUGA